Molecule: messenger RNA, 1599 nt
Organism: Mytilinidion resinicola
Lineage: Eukaryota; Fungi; Ascomycota; Dothideomycetes; Mytilinidiales; Mytilinidiaceae
Exons: 3
Biological process (GO): polysaccharide biosynthetic process
Cellular component (GO): membrane
Molecular function (GO): acyltransferase activity, transferring groups other than amino-acyl groups
Source: RefSeq, a predicted model, not a curated record
CCACAAUGCCUGGAUAACCUGCGAUUAAACUUGUGAUCCGCGCCGAGGCCACGCCUACCAUGUCACCAUGGCUAACAAUAAGAAGAGGCGCUCCCAGCCCUGGCGACCUCCGCCGCAGCCCUUUCUCAACCGUGGUUCUUCCCCUCUCCACCUCUUUCUCUUCAUAGAGCCGUGGUUCCGUUCGUGUCUAUGAUUUUUCUCUUAUCUACCGUCACUCACUGAGCAUUUCACUGCCGUCUCAUACUAUCCUCUCAUUGCUUUCAUGACCUUUCAUUUCCCAGUCCUCCAUAUUUGCCAGCGAGAAUGGGCCGGGAGAGCGCCAGAAGCGUGAAGUGGGUCGAGGGCCUUCGCGGCAUCGCAUCUGUCCUUGUGAUAGUGACCCAUCUGGCGCGAGCCUUCGACUACCGACUAUUCUGGCCGAAGGAUAAUGCAGACACCACACCGCGCCUCCUUCAAUAUCCCAUCAUCCGAGUACCGUGGCAGGGCCGCAUCGGAGUUCCCAUCUUCGCCUUCCUCACCGGCUUUGUGUGUGCACUAAAACCACUGAAGCUAUCCCAGGCCGGCAACCCCUACGCCGCCUAUGAAGCCAUUGCCAAGAGCGCAUUUCGUCGACCACCACGAUUGAUACUGCCGGCUACCAUUGCCCUCCUUAUUUCAUGGACCUUCACCGUGUUUGGAGGCUAUCGGGCGGCCUCUCGCUGCGACUCAUAUUGGGUCCGCUUCGACAGCCCGAUCCAGGAGGAGACACUAUGGCUUGAAUUCGUGCGGCUGUUUGACACGAUCCGGAGCACAUGGACAACCAACGAAAACAUCUAUGACCGCCAUCAGUGGGCCAUGCUGCGACUGCUGGUUGGCGCCUUCCACGUCUACAUCACGCUGGCCGCGACUAUGGCUAUGAGGCUACGGUAUCGCAUCGCCGUUUACGUUGGCAUGAUCCUCUACUGGUGGCAAGACGCGUCCCAAAUGACUGAAACCUUCGGCGUCCAGCUCUACUUCGGCAUGCUCAUCUCCGACCUGUCCCAGCAAUCCGCCAUCCAAACCUUCAUCUCCUCCCACCGCCGCGCCCUGAACUACCUCGCCGCGCCCAUCCUCAUCACCUGCGGCCUCUACUUCGCCUCCUACCCGCAAGAGCACCAAGAAUGGGAGCCGUGGUCCGAGUACCUGCAGUCGCUGACGCCCUACUUCAUCCCCGAGCGCGUGCACCUGGGCGAGCACGGCCGCCGCUUCACGGCCAUCGGCACGGAUCUGUGCAUCGUCGGCGUCUUCCUCUCGCCCGCGGCGCGCCUCGCGCUCGAGCACCGCUGGCUCAUGUGGCUGGGGCGGCACUCGUUCGCCGUCUACCUCAUCCACGGCACGAUUCUGCGCACGUUGGGCGUCUGGAUCGUGUAUGGCAUCUCUGGGGAGCCGUGGCACCAGGCGGUGGAGGGGGAGAAGCAGUACUGGUUGCAGAAGCGGGGCGGCGCGCCCGUGGUGUGGGUCAGUAUGGUCACGUUUGUAACGCUGACGUAUGCGGGCGCGUGGCUGUGGAUGCGGUAUGUGGAUGAGGCGUGUGCGCGGGCGACGCAGUGGCUGGAGGCGAAGGUGUUUGCGAGUGAAGAU